Molecule: messenger RNA, 1989 nt
Organism: Asterias rubens (European starfish)
Lineage: Eukaryota; Metazoa; Echinodermata; Asteroidea; Forcipulatida; Asteriidae
Product: PLAC8-like protein 1
Exons: 5
Coding region: 27-776 (249 amino acids)
Source: RefSeq, a predicted model, not a curated record
GUGACUAUUAGAGAAGGGGGGUAAGGAUGGAAAUCGGAAAUGUUUCAAUUAAGAUGAGUAAACUCGCUUGGAUGACGCGAUGGGUUUUGAAGUUGGCUGUGGUGGACGGACUCUGGCUAGCCUUUCAGUACGAUAGUUCAGCAACAAUGGGGGGACCGUGGCACAGUGUCCCUGACUUACUCUACGAGAGUUAUGCCUUUGGGGAAUUGGAGCAUGGCGACUUCCCUAUGCGGCACCACCACGACGUCAGCGCUAAGGGUAGGACCUUCCCUAUACAGUCAACGGGAAAUAAUGGCAUGGGAAAGUUGUGUCCAGCAUCAAACAAAGUAGUGUGCCUGGAGUCAAGUGCUAGUCUCACACAUGUGACUAACGGGGAAGACGAAAUGUGUAUAGCAUGUAAACAGUACCACCUCAGGAGAUCGGAACCUAUUAUCAGACAACCACAGCCAAGGAAAGCCCAACCCGAGUACAUGAAGUUGACGCUGGACUGGUCGACCGAUCUAUUCGGAUGUAUGGAAGAUGAACAUACUUGUUUAUUGGGAGCGUUUUGUGGUCCAUGCUUAGCGUGUUCUCUUGCCCGGCAGCUUGGGGAAUCGUGGCUGGUCGUUGCGUGUGUGCCCGGUGGCGUCACAGCGUUACGAACUAAACUCAGGAUGCAACAGAACGUCGAGGGUUCUGUUUGUGAUGACUGUCUGAAAUUAACUUGCUGUUGCCCUCUGGCCCUUUGCCAGAUGGCUCGUGAGUUGGAUAAUGCAGAGAUAGGCCGUGUGGGGUGACAAGAACCAGGCUACCACUUCAUGAUGCCAUCAUCCCAAAAUAAAUCCUAAGGUCGACAGACAGGUGCCCAAUGUCAUAGAGCUGCUUAGGCAAAAAAAUAUUGCUUAGUGAUUGUCUGCUAAGCAGAAAUAAGCAGGAUACCAGUCACAAAUUGUGCUUGUGACAUAUAGUAGUUUGGCUGCAGCCGAUUUCACAAAAUGCUAAGAUUAAUCCUAUCUCGAGUUAGGACGAGUUACCUGUCCUAACUUAGGAUGGGUUCAAUGCGCCCUCACGUCUUUGGAUAUGGAAUUUAACUCGUUCCAAGUCCUAAGAUUAAUCCCGAGUUAGAAAGAGUUUGUAGAAAUAGACAACUGGUAACCCUAUUCCAGUAAGCCUGAUUUUUUUAUGCUUGGCUACUUUUUGUGAUUAAGCUAAGGAGCUCUAUGAAAUUGGCUCCAGAAUUGUACAUAAAUAUUUGGAAACAGCAACAACUUUGUACAUUUUGUACAGAUGCCAGACUUAACUUUAAUAUGACUUAAUGAAGACAUCCUCGUAUUCAACACUGUGGAAAAUAAUGUAUGCCUUAACUUUGUUUUUAAUACAUGUUUAAAAGUUGUCAAUACAUGUCAACGGGUCUUCACUUUUUUAUUAAAAUAAUUUGUUAACAAAUUUAGGGAGUUGCUUUUAAAGAUUUUAUCUUUAAAAAAAGAAUAUGCAUGUUGCCCAUUAAAUUUAACCAAAUGUCUGGCACAAAGCCUUCUUUGGUCACAAAGAGAAUGCUCAAUUAAAAAUUCCUCUGACUACAUCUAGUGUUGCUAUCACAUACUUAAUUGAGAUUUCUGUAGGUGUGUUUAUCUUCUCUUUAUGCAACUAAUAUAAGAAAGUUUGCCCGUUUUCAACAUGUGCGUUGUCUAAUUGUAAAACUAAACUUCUUUCAGAUACCAUUUCCCAUGGAAAAACUCCCCCAACCCAACUCCAAACAUAUCCUCUCAUACCCUAGCCUUUUGUCAAGGCCUUCGUAGCUCGGAAAGCUUUGUAAUACCACUAUCCCCAGUGACUGGAAGGGGAGAGUGGCGGCAGUUGCUACUUGACUCGAGUGUAAGGUCUCCUCUCCAGUCGCUUGGGAUCACUGCUCUCAAAGCUGUUCAAGCCAAGAGAGCCUUGACAAAAGGCUACUUCGUCGUGUGCCCGGCAAAAGGGCGUAAGGCCUUACGCCCUUUUGCCGGGAACAUA